AUGCGCCUCGAUCCGACCGAUGUGCGCUACAUCACCGCAGACAGUUUUCGCGUGUUGACUGCGGUAGAGAUGGGAUCAAAGAACCAUGAGGUUGUACCGUCCAGUUUAAUUGCGCAGAUCUCUGCUCUGAGGCACGCCGGAAUCAAUAAGCUGGUUUCGGAUCUUGCAAAGCGAAAACUUGUGUCGCGCGUACAGAACAAUGCAUAUGAUGGCGUCCGGCUUACAUACGGUGGAUACGACUACCUUGCCGUACGUGCGUUGAGCAAGCGCAAAUCUAUCUACAGUGUGGGCCACCGAAUCGGGGUGGGAAAAGAAAGCGACAUCAAUUUGGUUGCGAGCGAAGAUGGAGAGCAGCGCGUGCUCAAAAUUCAUCGACUGGGAAGGAUCAGCUUUCGUAAGGUAAAGGAAAAGCGUGAUUAUAUGGGAAAGCGCAGUAGCGCAAGCUGGAUGUACAUGAGCCGCCUUGCGGCGGAGCGCGAGUUCGAAUUUAUGCAAGCGCUGCACAAGUUCGGCUACCCAGUACCGACACCCAUCGAUCAAGCAAGGCACACGAUUGUGAUGAGUUUUGAGGAUGCGUAUCCCUUGCGUCAAAUCGUGGCGCUACCUGAGGACCAGGUGCACAAGCUGUACUCUGUGCUAAUGGCGCUCAUUGUGCGUCUUGCACAUGACGGACUUAUUCAUGGCGACUUUAAUGAGUUUAACUUGCUUGUGCGCGAGAUACACGAAGAAGACGAGGAUGAAGACGAGGAUGCGCAAAACACAGAGGUUGCGACAGAAGAAUUGUUGCAGAUUGAGUCGAAGGGUGUGGUUGUGGAAAAGGGGAAAGGUUUUGAGCGGCUUGUUGUGGCGCAGGAUUCGGAGGAGGAGGAAGAGGAGGAAGAGGACGAUGACGAGGAGUGUAUUGAAAUUGCAGACGGCGUACAGGUUGAGCCGAUUCUGAUUGAUUUUCCCCAAAUGGUCAGCAUUGACCACGCCAAUGCCGAGUAUUAUUUCACUCGCGACGUGGAUUGUAUUCGCCGAUUUUUCAAGACGCGAUUCCGCUACGAAUCAAGUGAAUACCCCACGUUUGCGCAGGUCAUGGCGGCCAUGCCACAUCAUAGAGACCGGAUCGAUCGCAUUACGAAGGCGAGUGGGUACGGGAGAUUGGUUCAAAAAGACCCGUUGGAUUCGCUUUUUGAACGCAUGCGCAUGGGCGAUGCUGCUAUUGAGGUUGCAGGGGACAGCAGUACAGACGCUGCGGAGGAGAGCGAUGCAUACGAGGAUGACGAGGAGAGCGAUGCACACGAGGACAAGAGUGCAGAUGUCAGCUUCAGCGACGAUCCAUCCGUCGAUGCUACACGCAAGCCACGCAAGCCAAAACUCGACGCCUCUGAAGUCGCUACGCGCGUUGCACACGCCCAAACAAGCUCGGCGCGUCGCACACAGAAACACCACGGCCGCAAAUCACAGGCCACCAAGACGGGCCGGCUGCAUGGCGGCGGCAAAGCGAAAUCAAACAAGUCUCGUGUUGUACAGGAUUCGCUCGUAUUCUAG
Malassezia vespertilionis is the source of this 1533-nucleotide messenger RNA. RefSeq names its product non-specific serine/threonine protein kinase (gene rio2). Gene Ontology annotation, biological process: maturation of SSU-rRNA; protein phosphorylation. Gene Ontology annotation, molecular function: ATP binding; protein serine/threonine kinase activity. The coding region runs from base 1 to 1533 and encodes 510 amino acids. Lineage: Eukaryota; Fungi; Basidiomycota; Malasseziomycetes; Malasseziales; Malasseziaceae. The record is from RefSeq and is a predicted model, not a curated record. Gene Ontology annotation, cellular component: preribosome, small subunit precursor; nucleus; cytosol. The transcript has 2 exons.